AUGGCGUUUACCAUCAAGCAGAUGUCUCUGAUAGUGGCGACCCUUGGAAUUCUGUCCUUUGUGCUUGGGGUGAUUGCUGAAAACAAGAAGCCUUCAAGUGGUAUUCCAAUAACUGGGAAAGGUGUUGUGAUUUGCAAGUACCCGGCCGAUCCAUCUGUGCCACUGGGAUAUUUGUCCACCGCCUUUCUGAUUGUCUCGGCUGCUGCCGGCUGCUAUUCCCUGUUUUACAACUACCAAGGAAAGUCCGUUCCUCGUGCGGCUUUUAACCAAAAUAAGGGAUUCCUUGUCUUCUCCAGUGUCGCCUUGGCCACCUCUCUUUUGGCGCUGGCAUUCUUGCUGUGGCCCACGAUCCAGGGGCAUAUCCUCCGCAUCAACAACGUGCACCACAAUUUGGAGUUCAAUUGUGCAACGGCUAAAACGGGUAUUCUCGGUGGGGGGGCCUUCCUUUCGCUCGAUUCUUGCCUUUUCUGGCUUGUUGCUCUAAUGCUGGCCGACAAUGUCCGUGCCGACUAUUUCGAGGAGUCGGAUGAGAAGGUCCCGACCAGCUAUGGUACAGCUGAGUCUCUUAAGGCGAUUGCUUGA
Striga hermonthica is the source of this 582-nucleotide messenger RNA. The record is from the annotation of a GenBank genome assembly. Lineage: Eukaryota; Viridiplantae; Streptophyta; Magnoliopsida; Lamiales; Orobanchaceae.